UCUGCGCGCUGCGCCGCAUUCAUUCCGAGGCUAGUCGAGGAGGUGGCGUGGUGUUCGUGUUCGUCGCGCGCCGUUCCGCCCCUGGGUCUCUCCUGCAUCAGCUGCUCCCUGCGACUUGGAAGGUCGUGCACAAACACCAGCUUCGCGAUCGAAAAGAACGUACGGAAGCAAAAAAAAAAAAGUGUUUCGGUUCGGAAACGAACAUGUAACGAAGUGCGUCCCGGACGUAGGUCGCGCUCGCAGCCAAUCACGGGCCGACUUCGUAGAUUCCUAUUGCGUCUUAAAUAUUUCGUCUACGCCAGCACUUGCAAGUUGUUCGGAGUUAUGUUUUAUUGCCGCCGAAACCCUUCAGAGCGUUUGUUUUGACCUUACACGACUUUUCUUUCGGAAGAGAAUAUAUUCUGGGUUUAUUUUUACAUUGUUACUGCGGAAAAGUGCUCCAGCUGACUCGUCAGGUUUGAACUCGUUCUGUGUAUUGUUAAAUGUGUUUUUGAAAUUAACUUUUCCUGUUUGUUUUGUUUUGUUCCCGCUGUUACAAAAAAUGUGAAUGAAGUAAUCUCGUUUGAGACUGCUCCUUGUACACCGUUUUCAACUAGACUCGAGAUACAGCUUUCUUAUUGUUACGCUUCGUAACGCGGACGGAACAUUGUAGAUUUGGACACUGAAAUACGUGUGUAAGGCGUUGUGAUUGUUUAGUUUGAGCGACGUAUGUUUGAGAUUGUUGUCUGCUGUCGCCAGUCGCGAGUGUGUAGCCAUUUUGAGAUGCGCUAGCUUUGUGUGUUGGACGUAACAAUCCACUUACAAGUGUUAUUUGUGUUUGUGUUCAUACUUUGGAAAGAAGACAGUUUCGUCUCAUCUCAUCGAGAUAAAUAAGGAUUAUUGUAUUUCGUCGCUUGAAGAAAGACUGACAGUGUCGGCAGAAUGACUUCCAUCACGCCACCAUUGGAGGAGGAGUUGUGGAGAAACUAAAGGCGAGCCCCAUGCAGCCGUACAACGCGACACGCGCCGAGGCUUCUAGAUUCGUCUGAAGGUCUGGCUGACAACUGGAAAGAUGCGCCCCACACCGCUCGGCGCCACCUGUCUCACCACCGGCUAGUCCUCGCAUCGCCGCGCGCAGAACACAGGUGUCCAGGACAUGGAUGUGAGCUUCUCCAACGUGCUGAAGGAUGCGCGUCCCUUCUUCCAGGGUGUUCCUUCCCCCUUGCAGGCGGCGGCGGCGGCCGCAGCGGCGGCGGCGGCGGCGGCGGCACCCACCAGCACCUCGUCCGCCCCCGCCGCCUCCUCGACCGAGCACCAGCCGGACGCCGCCCCGCCCACCGUGCUGGCCUACUGGCCGCCGCCCGCGCCGCAGACCUCCCCCGGCCCCGCCGCCUACCAGCGCGCCAAGGACCCGCCCCAGCUGUACGGCGGCGGCGGCGUGUACAACGGCGCGCGCCUGGGCGGCGGCGGGGGCGGCGCGGAGGCGGGCGGCGGCGGCUACCCGCCGCAGGGCAGGUCGCAGCAGAGCCUGCCGCCCAUCGCGGCGCUCCCCGGCUACCACCCGGGCCGCGCCGCCGCCGCGCGUAUGAACAACAACAACAACAACAACACCACCACACACCACCACCAGUACGGCGAGGUGCACUACGGCCACCGCGGCGUCGCCAAGUACCAGCAGCACGCGGGCGGCGGCACGGCGCCGCCUCCCUCGGCCACCGCCGCCGCCGCCGCCUCCGCGGCGCCCUCCCCGGCGUACGGCGCCUACGCGGCCGUGUCCACCUCGCCGUCGUCCGCCUACCAGGCGUCGCCGCACCACCAGCAGUACGCCUACAGCCAGCACCACGCGCAGCAGCCCGCGCUCUCGGACGUCUACGGCAAGUUGGAGCAGCAACAACAACACCAACAACACCAACAACAACAACAGCAUCAUCAUCAGCAGCGGCAGCAACAUCAGCAACAACAUCAUCCGCAGCAGCAGCAUCAGCAGCAUCAUCAUCAUCAACAGCAACAGCAGCAGCAGCAGCAGCCGUCCAAGCUGGCGAGACAACAGUAUUCCAGCAGUCAGAUGUAUUAUGGAGCGUCGGGGACCGCUCGAUCCCUGCCUACGCCUGUGCAGCAUAACACCGCUCUGCAGAAUGGCCACCAAAGGCUGUCUGCUUCGUCCUCCACCACACCCACGACGGUCGCGAACACAGUGGUCAGGAGUGCGCCGUCAUCCACUGGAGGCAGGAGCAAGCGAGAGUCCCCUUUGGACCUGUCCGUGAAGACUGUCCGCCAGUCGGCCGACUCGACCGCCAAGGACGAUGCCGAGGGCGUGUACGGCCUGACCAGCUUCUCGCCGACCGUGGGCGGCGGCGGCAAGGUGAUCACCAAUCACAUGCGGAGCCCCGCACAGCAACCGGGGGUGAUCCUUCCAUCCCCGCAGCUUCCUUCCAAUGUUCCUUACCCCUCGUUCGAGCGCAGCCCGCGGCAGUCCCAGGCUGGCGCUCCUUCCGCCGCCGGGGCGCCGAAAGUGGACUUCCUGCCCAACUUCGGCGCCUCGCACCACAGUUCCUCGCAGCAGCUCGAGGUGGCGCGGGGCGGCAGUUCCAGGCACCACCAGCACCACCUCUACUCGUCGCAGUCGCAGGUGCUUCCCCACGUCGGCAGCAUCAAGAAGAGUUCUUCCACCGCCAUCACCACCACAACCACGUCCAUCGCUGCCGCCACCACCACAGCCUCCAUGAUGAACUCCCAUCACUUGCCGUACUACCCGGGCCAACAGGCGGACAACCCCAACAUGCAUCCACCGUACUCUGUGGCGAACAACCACCAGUACCUCCAUUCGUACGAGACCGGCAAGAAGGUUCCGGAUUCGCUGCCCGGCUACAACAAAGGGAGAUUGGAUUACAUGGAUGUGCGCGGCGCCAAUCACAUGCAGGCAUUCCCAUCUGCACCGCCUCUUGGGCAGAAGAGGACCGGCGAGUCCGCCAGACAUUCUGUGGCGGCGAAAGUUCCUAAGAUAGAUUCUUGGAGGGAUGCAAUAGAUCAGCAAAUAGAACAAAGACUGUCAUCUUACGCAAAUGCUAAAGCGCAGCAGCAGCAACAGCAGCAACAGCAGCAACAGCAGCAACAGCAGCAGCAGCAGCAGCAUAUGCAGCAACAACAUUUACAGCAACAGAAUUUGCAUUUGCAGCAACAGCAUCAGCAUCAGCAUCAGCAUCAGCAACAUAUGCACCAGCACUUGCAGCAUCAGCAGCAGGUGAACGGUGUUCUGGUCAACACCAGCCCGACCAGUCACGUUCUGGAUCAGCAGUAUACGUCGCAGCAGCAGCAGCAGCAGCAGCAGCAUCGCCAAAACCUACCGCACCAAACCCACCAGCAGUCGAACCACUCGAUGCAUCACAACUCGGCGACUUCAUCAAGGAGUCCCGUGGCCGCCGGCGCCGCACCCAGUUACAGUUCGCCCGUCUCCCUCCAGAACACCUCGCCGUACGCCCCUCCCCCUCAGCUGCAGCAGCAGCAGCUGCAGCAGCAGCAGCAGCAGCAGCAGCAGCAGCAGCACGCCAUGCAGCACCAGGCCGCCCCGCUCCCCCCGCCGCGGGGCAACGCGCUGCAGCAGCUGCUGAUGUCGUCGUCGACGGCGGGCGGCGCCGGGAGCAACGGGGCGGCGGCCGGCGGGGUCGCGGACAAGCGUGUGCUGAGCGUGCUGCGCACCAGCCUGGAGAUCCGCGAGGCGAGGAUCAGCCAGCUGCAGAACGAGCUGCAGCAGAGGCAGCGGCAGAAGCAGAUGUCCCAGUACCUGGCCGCCCGCCAGCCGGACGCGCGGCUCAAGUCGUCGGCGGCCGCCGCCGGCCGGCCGAUCCCGACCUACACGCUCGACGACAGCCACGCGCCGCUCGCGCACAAGCUCCACCUCCCGAGGGCCGUCGACUCCAUCUGCCUGGACGCGGAGAUGCAGCACGACUCCCACAAGGCCCUCCGCAGGCCGGAGGCGGACAACCACACCCACGUCAUCAGCAGCACCAGCACCAGCAUGGCUGCCAACACCCCCACCACAUCUGCCGGCAGCUCGAACGCGGGCGAACUCGAUGGGCUGGCUGCGUACCUUGCUGCGAGGAUAAGGACAAAAGCGGAACUGAAACAGGUGGGACCAAGCAUGGACCAUCUAAACAUCACCUCGCAGAACCAGUUCAGGAGUUCCACACCUGCGUCCAGUAUUUCGGCAUCAAACAGCUCCAUUCACUCCCCCCGCACGACCCCCGGGACGCCCGUGGUGUUCUCGUCUCCACCGCCACAGCAGCUCGCCCACUCCAGCAGCGAUCCCGCGGAGUCGUACCAGACCCCCCACAACUGCAGCGCCACCAGCACUAGCGGCACGACGCUGUCCAGCAUCAGCACCUCUGUCGGCAGCAGCAGCAGUCCGCCGAAGCUGGUUCGCGAGCCCGCCAACGCCUCUCUGCUGCCCAGGAGACGCUUGUUCAGCCGCCCCGACGAGGAGCCGGGAGGGAGCAGCCAGCCCGCCAGCGUGGUUUCCUUGGCUCCUCCGAGGGACCCGUCGGGGCUCCGCAGCUCGUCCGAGACGUCCGUGUUCGACUUCCGCGACUCUGAUUCGGAAAGCGAGAUGCCCGUGCUCGAGAGGCAGACGCUGGACGAGAUGCGACGUGACAGGAAAUCGCACACCAAACAGCAAGCUCAUGUUCCUGUCGCUGAAGCGGGCGAUCAAGAAGCGGCGUGUGUGGAUGUUAAAGAGGAAGUCACGAAAGCUGUUGAUCAAAAAUCUCUGGUCAGUGACCCUCUUUGGGCGAACAUGUGUGAUGAGUUUGUGGAAGAACUGAAACAUGGUGCAAAUCGUGUGAAAAGGUGGGUGAAACUAAAGCCCUUGAAGACAUCACAUUUUGUUGAAACUGCUGGUUCACAGAAAGAAGAAAAUAUUGGUAUUAAAGUGGAAAUCAAAGAAGAAAAGAUAGAAGAUGCGCACCCAGUGAAUCAGGAUGAAGCAAUGGAAGAUAAGCUGGAAUCGUUUCAUGUUGUUGUAAAACAAGAAAAUGAUACAGAAGGAGUAACUCUGGACUCUUUAGAAACACACAAUAUGUUGGUUAUAAAGAAUGAUGUAAAGAAGAAAGACCUACCGAUUGAAAAUAAAACAUUCACCAUCAAAAAAGAUGUAAUAACCAAGAGAGAUGGUGAAGUGAAGAAACUGAAAAGAGAUAAAAAAGAAAAAUUGUUUGACAAGAAGGGAAAAAAUGUUCCUUCUGUAGUUAAUGUUCUAGGACUGAAAGAAAAGCAGUUAGAAGAAACAGAGACGUUUUCAUCAGACAAGAAACAAAUAGCGUUUGAUAAAGAGAAUGCAUCAGAAAAAUGUAAUAAAACUGUUAGUAAAAAAGAAAAGUUGGGAGAUAAAAUUAAGUUAGCUCUGGGUAAAAUUGGAAAGAAAUUUUAUAAUAAGAACAAAAUUUUAGGCAGCAAGAAACUGAAAAUAAAUAAUAAAGUAGAAGAAAAACCAAAUAAACUAGAAAAUAGUUCUUCAAAAGGUAAGAAAAGAAAAACAAAUGAAUCUGAAGAAGAUUUGCCACUUGUUAGACGUAGCAGAGGACGUCCAAGAAAAAAGGCUUUACCAGAAAAAGAACCUGAUAAGGAUGUAGAGGACGAGAUUAGUUUGGCUGAAAUGAAAGCGAGAUUGGUCAAAACUGAGACAAGUAGAGAUGCAGGUGCUGAUGGUGGUAGCAAAAGCGAAGGAUUUGAUAGUGAUUGCGAUGGGCAAGUUCAUGCGAUCCCAAGGCGCUUAAGACGCAGGAAAUGCCAGAAAAAGUUGAAUGUUGGGAUGAAAUUGCGCUCCAAAGAUACUGCUACACCAAAGAAAAAUCCUUCACCUGAAAAAAAAUUAACUCCAGUCAACAAAAAAAACCAGUUUGGUGAUAUGCCAGACUUCCAGCCUGGUUGGGAAGAAGCAGUGUAUAGUUACAAACGAUCCCUUCGUAUGCCACCGAAGUUGAUCAGUAUCCCCCGUCCUUCAAACAGGUUGUGUUCGUCUCUACCCGACUUGGACGCACCACUCCAUUCUCCAGCCACGUCCACUCUGGACUCGUUCGACUUCUCACCCCAGCGCAAAGGGACCGACACGUCCAAUCUGCUUGGUUCCCAUCGUACGUGGAGCUCCGUACGCAGUGAAAUGGCAGACAGCGAUGUGGAUUCAAAUUCCAAUUUCUCUUCGAAUUGGUCCUUGCCUCAAAGAAGUUGGAACGUUGCACCAGAUUCUGAAGAAGCUUCUUCUUCAACAACUUUUUCCAUCAAAAACAAGUGUAAAGUGAGUGAUAAUAAUUAUGCUUUAUUGAACAGGAUUGCGAGUAAACUUAGCUCGAGCAACUUUAAAGACAAGUCUGCUUCAGAAUCAAAGGACAAUGGAAAGAAUAGUCCGUGCAUUUUUACCCGCUCUGCCACAAACACCCCUGAGUUAAUAAUGCGUUCGGAUUCGUUGAACAAGAAAAUUAAAAGAAUCAAUAAGAAACAUUUGGCCGCGAGACUGGACGCCAAAGAAGUGGGUAGGAACUGUUUGAAAGAGAGUAAUAAAGUCUGUGAUAUUGAGGACUCUGUUUUGGUGGGCGCUGGCAGGAAAGAUAAAGUGUCUCAGAGUUUUAACAGUGUGUUGAGGAUAAACAGUCGCUUGUCGGAGGCUGAAGUGUGCGUGUCAAGGACGCGAGGCAGGACACGGGCGAUGCGUCACAAGGCCACGAUACGUGCGGUCUUCGGGGCGGAUCGCCCCGCGUCUGCCCCUCCGGCGUGCCAGGAGGACAGGUUGGGGGAGUGUUGCGAGGGCGACAGGCCCGACAGGACUCGAAGGGAGGGGGCGACCAAAGGCCGUGGCGGGGCCAGGAACAAAGGGAUGGUCUGGAACCACAAGACCGUGUCGGGCGCGAAGAGGCGGCUGCUUCUCGGCAAGCAAAGGCAGGGGCACGGCGUGCUGAAAUUGCUCUCUCCGAAAAAGCUCUUGAGUGAUGGGACUAACUUGUUCUCGAAUCCCGCCGGGUUUGCGAACGGCGAGGUGGGUGCCAGGGCGCAGUUGAAACCCGGGCGGACCAUCACUGGGAAGCGCAUAAAACUGCGCACGGUGCGUCGGAAAUUUCACUCGGGAUUCGAUUACAUUCGCAAGAAAAAGAAACAGCAGAAAAAAGACUGUGAUGGUGAAGUUGUCAAAGAAAGAAAGAAGUUUUGGAUCCCGCGGCCAAGCUCGGAAUCUGUGCAAGAUAUUCAGAGUGAGAUUCGUGGUUGGGUUAUAAACAAGGGCCUGGGAGAGACGUUGUUGCACAGAGCUGCGAGACUGGGCUACACGGAUGUGGCUGCGUAUUGCCUGGAAGUAUUGGACAACCACCCGUCGCCACGAGACAACGCUGGCUACACCCCCCUCCACAACGCCUGCGCGCGAGGGCACCUCGAAAUAGCCCGCCUGCUGCUCAUGUACGGGGCAAACGUCAGCGACAGCGCCCCUGGCGGUCUCCGGCCGCUGCACGAGGUGGCGGACAACGGCUACGUGGAGCUGAUACGCCUGCUGCUGUCGUACGGCGCCGACCCACUGCUGGCGACCUACAGUGGCCACACGCCCCUGUCGCUGGCCACGGAGGAGACGUCUCGCUUCCUGCUGCAGUGCCACCUGGCGGACGUGCAGGGCCUUCCGGCGCCCCCCUGGCAGUUCCUCGGCCCCGCGGCUGUCUGUGAUCCCAAGGAGUACGGGUACGACCCGGUGGCGGAGCCCCCCGGCCCCGCGUCCCCGGUGCCCGACGACGCGGACGAGCUGGAGGUGGAGACGUGCGAGGCCGCCAUGCCCGUGCUGUACCGGCUCCGCAGCGAGCCGGCCGCCGACCGCUGGGUGCUGCUCCAGGACCUCACCUCCGUGCUGCGCUGCAAGUCGCGCGACGCCGUGCUGCGCCAGCUGGGCACGGACCCCUCGGUGCCGCCCCGCGCCGUCUUCCGCGAGCUCAGGAUGCAGGACUUCCUGGAUCAGGCGCGCUGCUGCAACCUGCUGGGCGCCGGCGAGCGCAUCAACAUCCGCGCCUCCAAGGUGGCGCUGGUCAGGUACACCGACCGGGUGCGCCAGCUGCUGGGCAUCGAGAAGGCCACCGUGUGCCUCAGGUGACCACAGCCGGGCCAGGAGUCGCGAGACCCCGCCGCCUGCGAAGCGUGAUGGCUUCCCCCUUCCUCGCCUGUCCGGGAUCGUCCCGUCCGAUCCUCGCGGUCGGCGAGCUGUACCACCGAAUUAGUUUUCGUAUCUUUAUCGUUUACGGUCGCAGAAAUAUUAUUUUCGUUGUUACGUACGAGAUUGAUGGUUAAUUUUUUUUGCGUUAAACCUUUUAAACACUUUGUUUUUCUUCUGAAUUGUGAGAAAUAUAAUUAUUUCUGCAAAAUUUGCAAUGAAUGUGAUAUUGUAAUGCAUGUGCAAUGAAGUGUGAUUUUGAUCUGCAUGUUGUUUUUGUGAAGUUUUUAUAUAUAAAAAAAAAUAAAAUGGUUUUCCCCCGCUGAUGUUUGUAUGCCCAUUAUUUCUGUACAAAUUGUAGAACUGGUGCUGUGCAACACAUUUAAUUUUGUAAUAAGUGUAAAAAAAAUUUAUAUUUUGGACAAUAAGUAGCAUAAUAUGAGAAACUAUUUUUAUCACGGAACAGUAACCAUAAUGCAGUUAGUGCAAUACAAUAAAGUACCUUUUUAAUGUUUUGUGGCAAUUGUUUUUUUUUAUAUGAAGUCUUGUUUAGGUUUGUUUUCAUGCUGUAAUUAUUGUUAUUGCUUAGUGAUCCAGUAUGAUAGUUCAGAUGUUUCUUUGUUGGUAUCAGCAGAGAUAAUAGUUUUUAUUAAAUUGGGUACAUAUUAUUUUUUAAAGAAUACUAAAUCAUUUUCUAUAGUUUUUACUUUUGUACAGUACUUAAAAUUUUUUUUUGUGAUCCUGGAGCAAAUAGUUUAUAAUACUAAUGUUUGCCUAAAGUGAAGCAUAAACAUGCAAACCAAACUAUUAUGAAAUUUUCCUUCAAGUUGUUAUUUAUCUGUGUUGUUUAGUGUGUAUUAUACCUAGUUCAAGCUGGACUCAAGUGAUUAACAUCUCUUGGUUACUCAGGGAGUUGCGUUUUAGUUAUUGUAUCAAAAGUUCACAUGCAGUAUAGUCACGCAGAAUUACUGUACUAUAUGAAAUGUCAGUUGUAAUAAAUAGCCUGUUGUCAUUCAGCUGUAUGUUAUAUCUUUGUGUUUUAUUAAAGAGAGAAGAGAGUUGCUAUCUCAAUAUUGUAGCGUAUUAUAAGAGUGUAAACACUGGUAUUGUAAAAUCAGUACUAAAUGUAUAGAAAACCUUAUCAUAGAGACAGAUAAUAUCUUUAAAGUGCUUUUUCAUGUGAGCUGUGGAAAUUAUAUUUUGUUGCAAAUUAUUUACAGAAAGUUUUUGAAAUGUAUAAAGCUUCCUUUGGCAUUUUUUAUAUACAUGUACAUUUUUUAACACAAGUCUGUAAAAAAAAAGUGUCAUUUUAUUUGACCAGAAAAUUUAUUGAAAAUUCAUGGUGCAUAAUUCUUCCAUUCAGCGAGUGAAUGGCGUUGUAUAUUUUGUUCGCACCAGAGAAUUGCUUGGUAUAAUUUAUUUUGUGACGUUAGAAAAACGAGGGAUUUGAACAAGGUGGUUUUGUGUUGCAACUAGUAAAACUAUUUGAGAUUGCAAUGUUUGAGUGCUGUGAUGUGGAACUGUGACCAUGGAUCUGUGCUUGUUGGAGUUGCUGUGAUUGUGUCAGCUUAGUUAAAUAUAUUAUUUAAUUUUU
This is a messenger RNA of Bacillus rossius redtenbacheri, 9740 nucleotides long. RefSeq lists its product as uncharacterized. Gene Ontology annotation, biological process: negative regulation of transcription by RNA polymerase II. Gene Ontology annotation, cellular component: nucleus. Gene Ontology annotation, molecular function: protein binding; transcription corepressor activity. The record is from RefSeq and is a predicted model, not a curated record. The coding region runs from base 1136 to 8089 and encodes 2317 amino acids. The transcript is spliced from 12 exons. Lineage: Eukaryota; Metazoa; Arthropoda; Insecta; Phasmatodea; Bacillidae.